Phragmites australis (common reed) is the source of this 2406-nucleotide messenger RNA. Its product is annotated as putative respiratory burst oxidase homolog protein H. Gene Ontology annotation, cellular component: plasma membrane. Gene Ontology annotation, molecular function: NAD(P)H oxidase H2O2-forming activity; calcium ion binding; peroxidase activity. The coding region runs from base 1 to 2406 and encodes 801 amino acids. NCBI's taxonomy places the organism in Eukaryota, Viridiplantae, Streptophyta, Magnoliopsida, Poales, Poaceae. The transcript is spliced from 15 exons. The record is from RefSeq and is a predicted model, not a curated record.
AUGAGGAAGCAGCCGUCGCGGAUCGCGUCGGGCAUGCGGCGGCUCGCGUCCAAGGUGUCAUCGGUGAGGGUGCCGGAGAUGCGGGGCCUGAAGCGGACGCACUCCAGCGCGCAGUCGGGCCUGCGCGGGCUGCGCUUCCUCGACAAGACGUCGGCCGGCAAGGACGGCUGGAAGUCCGUCGAUAAGCGAUUCGACGAGAUGAGCGCCGACAGCCGCCUGCAAAGGGAGAGCUUCGCGAAAUGCAUCGGUAUGGCCGAUUCCAAGGAGUUUGCAAGCGAGGUGUUUGUGGCAUUGGCAAGGCGAAGGAAUAUCAACCCGAACGAUGGGGUAACAAAAGAACAGCUGAAGGAAUUCUGGGAGGAGAUGACUGACCAGAACUUCGAUUCACGACUACGCAUAUUCUUUGACAUGUGUGACAAGAACGGUGAUGGAAAGCUCACUGAAGAUGAGGUCAAAGAGGUCAUUAUGCUAAGUGCCUCAGCAAACAAGCUUGCCAAGCUGAAAACUCAUGCUAAAACCUACGCGUCACUGAUCAUGGAAGAGCUAGACCCUGACGAUCGUGGUUACAUUGAGAUCUGGCAGCUCGAGACACUGCUCCGGGGGAUGGUGUCGGCCUCAGCACCGCCCGAGAAGCUCAACCUGGCGUCGGCAACUCUGGCGAGGACGAUGGUCCCUUCCAGCUACCGGAGCCCCAUGCAGAGGCGCUUCAACAAGACCGUGGACUUCGUGCACGAGAACUGGAAGAGGAUAUGGGUCCUCUCGCUGUGGGGGAUCCUCAACAUCGCCCUCUUCAUAUUCAAGUUCGUCCAGUACCGGAGGCGCGCGGUGUUUGAGGUGAUGGGCUACUGCGUCUGCAUCGCCAAGGGCGCGGCCGAGACGCUCAAGCUCAACAUGGCGCUCAUACUGCUCCCGGUGUGCCGGAACACGCUGACGUGGCUCCGUUCGACAGGGCUCAGUAAGGUCGUACCGUUCGACGACAACAUAAACUUCCACAAGGUUAUCGCGCUUGCGAUCGCGACGGCAUCGGCAACCCAUACGCUUGCUCACGUAGUCUGCGAUUUCCCGAGGCUGGUCUCGUGCCCGAGGGACAAGUUCGAGGAGAAGCUGGGGCCCUUCUUCAAUUUUGUUCAACCAACCUGGCCGUCUCUAUUGGCGAGCAUCCCGGGAUGGACCGGAAUCCUCCUGAUCGUGAUAAUGUCCUUCUCCUUUACGCUGGCGACGCACUCCUUCAGGAGGAGCGUCGUGAAGCUGCCGUCGCCGCUGCACCACCUGGCGGGCUUCAAUGCCUUCUGGUACGCACACCACCUGCUGGUGAUCGCGUAUAUCCUCUUGGUGAUGCAUUCCUACUUCAUAUUCCUCACCAGGCAGUGGUACAAGAGAACGACAUGGAUGUACUUGGCAGUUCCUGUGUUAUUCUAUUCCUGCGAGAGAACAAUCAGAAAAGUUCGCGAGACCAGUUAUCAUGUGAGCAUCCUCAAGGCAGCAAUAUACCCGGGAAAUGUGCUAUCUAUUUACAUGAAGAAGCCACCAAGCUUCAAGUACAAAAGUGGGAUGUACCUAUUUGUGAAAUGCCCAGAUGUUUCGCCGUUUGAAUGGCAUCCUUUCUCGAUCACUUCGGCACCCGGAGAUGAUUAUUUGAGUGUUCAUAUCCGUACAUUAGGUGAUUGGACAUCAGAACUCAGGAACCUGUUUGGGAAGGCUUGUGAAGCUGAAGUAACUUCCAAGAAGGCUACACUAGCAAGACUUGAAACCACUGUCGUGGCAGAUGGUCUAGCAGAGGACACUAGGUUUCCAAAAGUCUUCAUAGAUGGCCCUUACGGUGCACCGGCUCAAAAUUACAGGAAAUACGACAUUCUCUUGCUUAUUGGGCUUGGAAUAGGCGCAACUCCUUUCAUCAGCAUACUGAAGGAUCUACUAAACAACAUAAAGUCCAAUGUGGAGCUGCAGAGCAUGCAUGAUGCCGAGUUAGGCUGCAGCUUCAAGACCAAUGGGCCAGGAAGAGCCUACUUCUACUGGGUAACAAGGGAACAAGGAUCCUUCGAGUGGUUCAAAGGUGUCAUGAACGACAUCGCCGAGAGCGAUCACGAUAAUGUAAUAGAGAUGCACAAUUACCUGACCAGCGUAUAUGAAGAAGGUGAUGCAAGGUCAGCCCUGAUCGCCAUGGUCCAGUCGCUUCAACACGCCAAAAAUGGUGUGGAUAUCGUCUCGGGCAGCAAGAUACGGACACAUUUUGCGAGGCCAAACUGGAGAAAGGUAUUCUCUGAUCUGGCCAACACCCACAAGAACUCACGCAUAGGUGUUUUCUACUGUGGAUCUCCAACACUAACAAAAACCCUGAAGGAUCUUUCGAUAGAGUUCAGCCAUACGUCAACAACUAGGUUCCAUUUCCACAAGGAGAACUUCUAA